AUGAAUGCCACAUGGCGCUUGUUGACGCUUUUGAGUGUGGUGUGCUACACUGAGUCCAGGUGCUCUCCGACCUCUUAUUACAAAAACUGUUGGAUCCGUCGCUUCCCGGGGAUUUACAUCGAUGUAGAGGAGUCCCUGAGACGAGGCGCGCAGUUACUCAGGUUUUAUCAAGAGGACACUGCGCUCAAGUGUAGCCGGACCUGCUGCCUGACAAGGAACUUUUCUUGUAAUUUAGCAAUUUUCCAUUACGAUGCAAUUCAAGAAAGCGUGAACUGCUUCCACCUGCACUGCCCCACUUUGGAGAGCUGUAUACUGAGCCACAGGGGCAACGUGGUCCUCUACAACAUCACCAAAGGAGUGGAUCCAGACCUGUUAGUGUUUGGUAAAUAUUUCAACACUAAUGUGCGUGUGUUACCGCAUCACUACAUCCGCUCCAAUGCCUCAGACCCUCUGCCUCCGGACAAGAGGCAGUUCAUCCACCCUCGCCCUCGCCCUCUCCCACCAGCUCCUGCUCCUCAGCCCAGCUCUACAACGACCUCCAAAACAACACUCACCACAGCCAAUAGGAGAGAACAACCCAACAUGGAAACAAGUACAGAACCUUCUGGGAUAGAACCUUCAAUCAUGGUAACUACAACAGAAUCCACUAACAAAGCAUCAAGGUCCGAGACAAGUGGGAUAAAACAUUCCAACAUGGCAACUGGUACACAUCAGGAAUUUUCAUUUUUUUCCACUACCAUACCCGCAAUUCCACCCACUGCCCCCACAUUUAAAAUUCAGACUUCAUCCAGCUCCGAUAGCCAUGCUAAUAGAUUUUCAACCACAUUAACUCAUCCUCUUUUAUCAAAUAUGGCUUCUGGAGCCUCUACAGAAUCUCCCAACCCUUCUACCACCACCGUCAGCCCUGCAAUAUCCAGCAGCGAUGCACCGGCCAACAUAGAGAGCAGCAAACACAAAACCAAUGACACCAAAGGGAGCCUGGGGAGGAAUCACAGUGCGGUCAGUGAGGAUGGCCAGGCCUCCGCAGGUGGUGUGGGGGGUGACCCAUGGGGUGAGCUGGGGCCUGGUUGGCAUGUGGCCACCCACACGGUGCUGGUAGCAGUGGCCAUAUGUGUGACUGUGCUGCUGGGGUGCUGCUGCUCUGUGGUCCUGGUGUUCAGCUGGAGGGGGCACAGGAAGAGGAUGGGCCGAUACCGGACAGCAUGGAGAGGGAAGAAAGGCUCCAUGCGCCUCAUUAAGUAUGUCCUGGUUAAAGAGAACUCCUGA
Messenger RNA from Boleophthalmus pectinirostris (great blue-spotted mudskipper), 1266 nucleotides. Its product is annotated as MANSC domain-containing protein 4. The transcript has 3 exons. Bases 1 to 1266 code for a protein of 421 amino acids. The record is from RefSeq and is a predicted model, not a curated record. Lineage: Eukaryota; Metazoa; Chordata; Actinopteri; Gobiiformes; Gobiidae.